Dermacentor albipictus is the source of this 1643-nucleotide messenger RNA. RefSeq lists its product as uncharacterized. Lineage: Eukaryota; Metazoa; Arthropoda; Arachnida; Ixodida; Ixodidae. The record is from RefSeq and is a predicted model, not a curated record.
GACGAGGUGGUCGGCCCCGCGCGGUGACUAGGCACGCGCCGCGGCUGGAAUGUGCUUCGGUGACAGUGAAGAGGGUCCCCAAGCGACAACAAACAUGUCAUAACCGCAUCGAUGGAGGAGCAAGAUUUCUGGGCCUAGGGCAGCCUGGAGCUAACAUGGGAUGCCGACUCCUGAGAAACCGAGGAGAGCGAGCUACGACUGCGGGAUGCCAUCGCCUGGAGUCAAUCUCGGUCGACAGCUAAGACGACAAAAUGACAUAUUACUUUACGGGCUUCGUGAGGAGUCCUGGAGGACUCCUCAAGAUGAUCCAAAUCCUCAUCGGUUUGGUGCUGAUGUUGAUCCUGAUGGGGGGCCACUACGACGUCAGCACGGGCCUGUACCGCCUCCGCAUCGACGCAUUCCUGAUGACCAUGACGGUCUUCACCUUCGUCCUCACGUCCGCUCUUCUCCUGAUGUGCACCAUCAUGGGCUCGACGGAGCUGCCGAACUCUGUUCUGUAUCGCAUUAACUACCUCUUGGCCACCAUCACAUACUUUCCUUUCACCGUGGGUUUCAUCUUUGAAGAGUACAUGCAUGGCGACAUCAAGCAGACCAUUGCAGGAGGGGUACUCAGCAUCACCAAUUCGCUAAUCUACAUGUUUAACCUGUGCGUUAGCUACGAGCUGCGCUGCCUUCGGGGCCGGCGCCGCGAGCGACAGCCCAAGGGCGGGAGGAGCAAGGGCCCCAAGAAGGGCAAAGGCAAGGGCAAGAAGGGAGGUCAAAGCGACAUCGACAUCCUGAUGGGCAGGGACCGGGCUGCCGCUGGCGCCGCUGGCAUGACCGGCCGCAUUCGCAACGAGCGAGACCUGCUGGCCACCGGCGACGUGGAGACCUUCCACCGACUCCAGCAGAUCCAGCAAAUGAACCGGCUCUUGGAGAACGACCCCAUCAUGUUUCACCAGCAGACCAGCUACAUGCUGGGCGCGCAGCAGGGGUACGCGCAGGAGCAGUACAUGGGCGGAGGGUCGCCGGCAGCCAUGCCUGCCGGCCUGCACAGCGGCGGCGCGUCGCCGGCAGCGGGCGGUGCACCGAUGGUGGACGAGUUCGGCCGCCGGGGUGGCCCGCGCGACGACCGGCUGGCGCGCAGGGUGGUGCACGAGGUGUACCGCGGCGAGUUCCUGCCGGGCGAGGAGUACCUGAUGCAGCCGGCCGUGGGCAAGGAGUUCAUCAUCCCCAUCCAGGUGGAAGGGCGCAAGUCUUCGCAGGACAGCAGCACCGAGAAGAGCAAAUCUCCGAAGAAGAAAGGCAAGAAGUCGUCAAAGAAAGGCAGCAAAAAGGGCAGCAAGAAGGGAUCAAAGAGUAAGAAGAAGGGAAGCAAAAAGGGGAGCAAGAGCAAGAAGAAGGGAAGCAAGAAAGGCUCCAAAAGUAAGAAGAAAGGCAGCAAGAAGGGCUCCAAGAAGAAAGCCUCCAAGGGUAAAAAGAAGAAAAGCAAAGGAAAGAAGAAGAAGAAGAAGAAGAAGUAGUAGAGCCUUCUUCAACAUAUACUCUCUACAUGUGGUGUGCUUUAUUUUUUUAGCUGUGCGAACGACUCGGUCUUUGGUGUUUCACUAUCAUUCGGAACUAAUAAAGUGGCGUACCUUCCCUCUUUUUCUCCUACAUAAAAA